CUCCCAUCCCACCAUAUCCCGCUACCGCUGUUCCUUCUUCCCCCAGACCACCACCUACCCCACCCCACCGCCAUCAUCUUCCUCUCCCUCGAGACAACCGUGAGCCUGCAUCCGAGAUGUGAAGCAUCAUCUAACGCUUGUUCCGAGGGCGUUCAUGAAGCACUCAAUGCGGCGGUGGUCACUGAAGCAACGACCAUCAACAACAAAUUGCUUCACAUCACCAAACUCCACGUGUGCAAACACAACUAUGACUUCAACUUGUGUGCCCACGUUCUGCAAUCUUAUCCCGAAGCAUCAUCAACAACAACAACAAACAUAAAAUCCUUAGCCAAAGUUAUCCAAGAGAUGGCCAAAAAGCAAUCAACCAUCCUGGGUAAACUCUUUACUGAGCUAAGGAACAACAAAGCUACCAAGCAACCAAUCAAGUUGUUAUUGGAUCUAUGUGCCUCCUUGUAAAAUGAUGCAACUAUUUCUUCUCACAAAUUGGUAAUAAAAGCUUGCCACAUUCUUUCACAUUCUUUCCAUUGAUUAAGUUAUUCAUAUGCUGAAUGCAAUGGUGGCUUGAUGAGGUGAAGGGUAAAGCCUCUUACCAAGUCAUACACAGACUCUUUAAGCGAGCUUGGAAUCUCAAGAUUAUAGUGGCUCAUCCCUUACUCUCAUUGGUUCUCAAAGAAUUUGUCAUUUGAUAUUGAUGUCAGGUAAACCUUUUUGAGUUUGUCCAAUAUCCCCUUAAGAGGUGCAGGACAAGGAGCAGCAGCCUAGAGCUUAAGGCGAUAAGAGACAUUUGCAGGAGUCAUCUACUCCAUUUGCAUGAAUCUAUUUGUUUCAACUCUGCAGCAUUCUUUAGUUGUUCCAGUUGCUUUUUUUUACGUGUAGCUCCUUUACAUGAUUUCGUUUCCUGUUAAUGUUUAUUUACUUUGUCAUUGGAUUCCAUAAAUGAACUCCAUGUAAU
This is a messenger RNA of Linum tenue, 952 nucleotides long. The record is from the annotation of a GenBank genome assembly. NCBI's taxonomy places the organism in Eukaryota, Viridiplantae, Streptophyta, Magnoliopsida, Malpighiales, Linaceae.